Molecule: messenger RNA, 1462 nt
Organism: Polychytrium aggregatum
Lineage: Eukaryota; Fungi; Chytridiomycota; Chytridiomycetes; Polychytriales
Exons: 4
Coding region: 18-1271 (417 amino acids)
Source: RefSeq, a predicted model, not a curated record
GGGUUUCCUGAGCCGGCAUGAAUGUCACCACCUUGACACAGCACUCGGCCCUGGUCGCCACGCUAUACCAAACUGACGCCUUCAACGGAUUCUGCUGCUGCUGCUCGGCCAUCAUCCUGGUGAUGAUGCACCGGUGGCGGUUUCGACUCAACGAUGCUCUCUGGGCGCAGCUCAUGACCUUCCUGGACUUUUCGAGUGUGACGCUCGUUUGGAUCCUGGAGCUCGUACGGGACAUUCUCUCGGACUGCAGCGCAAACUCGGGGUUGAUGGUGGCUACAGUCCUGAUGGAUCUCUCGAACGUAUUCCGGAUCUGCUACGUGGUCUCACGGUACUUUUCGGCACACCAACCGGACGAUGUUUCUCGCUUCCGCAGCGGCGCAUAUAGCGGCAACUCCAACGUCAAUGUCUCAUGGAUAGCGGGCAGCCAAGACCACGGGCAGAGCUUUGGGAUGCAGCAUGACGACGGCCACGAGGUUGACAAGGAGAAGGCGCUCAACCACACCCAGCAGAAACUUGCGUGCCUGAGUCAAGCCAAACUCUAUGCAAGCGCAUCCCUCCUUCCGGAUAGCGGGGCAGCUAAACGAGAUGGAGUGCCGCUGAAGAGGGCCCUCUCUGUCAACAGCACCCACAAGAGCACGGGAGAGCUGGACUCGGACGAGGAUCUCCCCAAGCAGUAUGGUACCCUCCGGGGCGCCCUCGAGAACCGUGCGCCUCCGACAAUUACUUUCAGCACCGACGGAGGCAACGUUUCGGGAUCGGCACCCGCACCCGCAGCCGCAGCCGUGGCUGCUCCUGGGCCUGAGCCAGAGGCUCCAACGGGAUUCAGCCUCUACAAGCGCAUCAAGAAGUGGCGGGUGGCCGUGAUUUUCGGCAUGGGUGCAAUCGAGCUCGUAUUUGUGGUGAUUCGGCAGGCGAUCAUGUGGACUGUAGUGGGAGGCACCGAAUGUCUCAGUAUCCAGAACUCGCCCCUGGUGCUGGAGGUCCUGGACGACCUCUUCACAAUUGUCCUCCUCGUGAUCUCCGGCUAUGUCGUGGGCAAGAAAUCGUUCUCGCUAAACCCGCGAUCGUCGAGAUACGAGGCCAAGAAACGCUACUAUGCCACCUUUGUUUGCGCUAGCAUCCUCCAGGUCCUGACAUGCAUCUACCACAUUGCCGCCCUGAGUGUGCAAAUGACACCGUUUCUGGAGGUCACCGCGCUGCGAUAUGCCAAGUUCAUCAUGGUCAUCAGCGUCGUCAACAGCGUCACCAAGAGUAUCAACACAACGCUGUAGCACACGGAUGCGGCUUUCACCAGCAACAUCAAGCCAUUGGCGCUGCAUUUCUUCCAUUUCCGUGCAGGCUAGUUGUGCUUGCUUGCUUGCUGAUGAGCAUUAUGGCGAGGGGACAUGGCUAUAUUCAGCAACCACAAUCCAACAGCAGCAGUAGCGCUGUGGAAAAGAGAAAAAACCUGGAACUGCUAGUU